AUGUAUGUUUCUUUCACCAGCGUUUCCCAGGCUGCACCACGGGGAGGUUUUUUUAUCCGCUGCCGACCCACAGGAGAACACCAUCGCACAGUGGUAUCAGACCAGCCACAACCAGCCAGCUCUCUCACCAAACCCUUCGACAUAGAAGAACUCGAAACUGCACUGGGAAAGCUGAAACCCAGAAAAACAGCAGGGAUUGAUGAUAUUCUGGCAGAAAUGUUACAGCACCUGGGACCCAAAGCAAAGACCUGGCUCCUGAAGAUGCUGAACACAUGCAUGGCGCAGAAAACCAUCCCACCUGUGUGGAGACAGGCCAAAGUGGUUGCAAUCCCCAAACCCGCCAAAGACCCCUCAUCCCCAAAGAGCUACCGACCCAUUUCUCUCAUUUGCAUCACGUACAAGCUCUACGAGAGGCUGCUACUCCAACGCCUGAUGCCUCUCAUAGACACCAAGCUGACCAAAGACCAAGCUGGUUUCCGCCUUGGCCACUCCUGUGCUAGACAGCUACUUAACCUCACCCAACACAUUGAGGAUGGGUUUGAAGGGAAACUAAUAACUGGAGCAGCUUUUAUAGACCUAACUGCUGCCUAUGACACUGUCCAACACCGCACAGUGGUCAGGAAACUACUGGACAUGACUGGUGACCUGAAUCUCUGUCAAGUCAUCAAAAGCCUCCUUAACAACAGGCGAUUCUAUGUCCAGUUAAAUAACCAGAGUAGCAAAUGGAAAGCCCAAAAGAAUGGCCUCCCACAUGGCCCCUCUCCUCUUCAAUAUUUACACAAAUGACCAGCCAGUACCCCCAGAAUGCCAGCGUUUCAUCUACACAGAUGACGUCUGCAUCACCACCCAACAAGUAGACUUCCAGAAGAUUGAGUCCGUCCUUGAAAGUGCCCUCCAAGAAAUGUCCAAUUACUACAACAAUAACCACAACCACAAUAACCCAACCCAUCCAAAACCCAACUAUGCAACUUCCAUCUGAAGAACAGGAUAGUUGGAUAGUUUGUGGCCAUCCUUGGUGACGCGAAAAGAGAACUGAGCAUCACCUGGGAUGGCCACAAACUAUCCAACUAUCCACAUCCCAUGUAUCUUGGAGUCACACUUGACAGGACACUCUCCUACAAGAAACACCUGGAGAACACUAAAGCCAAGGUCAACGCCCGUAAUAACAUCCUACGCAAACUAGUGAACUCCAAGUGGGGCACAGAUACACCAACAAUCCGUGCUACUGCCAUAGUCCUGUGCAUCUCCACAGCAGAGUAUGCCUGCUCAAGCUGGAGCCGAUCACGCCACACCAAACUGGUCGACACAGCCCUUAACGACGCCUGCCGCAUCAUCACGGGCUGUGUCAAGUCAACACCUAUCCCGUGCCUGUAUGCACUAGCAGGCAUCUCUCCCCCGCACAUCAGACGAUUGGGUAUCGCUCAAGAUGAGCAGAUAACACAGGAGAUGGAUGUCAGACACCCGUUACAUGGCCACAUAGCAACCCCACGCAGGCUCCGAUCCAGAUUUAGUUUUGUUCAGACUGUUCUGCCCCUCCAGACAACCAAAGAAGCAGCAAGGGCCAACAUCUGGGAAGAUGAAUGGAAGAGCUGUGACCCACAAGCUCUCAAAUGGUUUGUUUAG
Molecule: messenger RNA, 1623 nt
Organism: Xyrichtys novacula (pearly razorfish)
Lineage: Eukaryota; Metazoa; Chordata; Actinopteri; Labriformes; Labridae
Source: the annotation of a GenBank genome assembly